Molecule: messenger RNA, 7372 nt
Organism: Anopheles coluzzii
Lineage: Eukaryota; Metazoa; Arthropoda; Insecta; Diptera; Culicidae
Gene: S6k
Product: ribosomal protein S6 kinase beta-2
Exons: 12
Coding region: 1150-2835 (561 amino acids)
Biological process (GO): signal transduction; protein phosphorylation
Molecular function (GO): ATP binding; protein serine/threonine kinase activity
Source: RefSeq, a predicted model, not a curated record
UGGCAAACUGCAAACCAACUCCCAAACACACACGUGCUCUGCUGCUCGGUGAUGGGAAUACGCACAGAGCAUUAGAAGUGUUGCCAAAAAAGUGGUUGCUCGUUGGUGUUUCGACGCCGACUCCCUUUUUUCAGUGAAAUAAUGCAGAAAAUCAAGCGCUUGCUUCCUCAACGUGUGUCCUCGUUCGCCAAUCUGCGUGCGUGUGGUUGCGUGUGUGUGUGCGUGUGUGAUUGUCGCAAACAUUGUCCUGCUGCGUGUGUGUCUGGUCUGGCGAUACGGUACGGUGGUGUGCGGCUGGUUGAGUGAAAGCAUUUCAAGUCUCUGCACACGGGUGGAACGCGGCGCCAUUACGACACACGGCACACAGCAGCACAUUCCCGGAUUGUUUUGUUGGGGUUGUGCUUGGGAAAGGAGCUUAUGUGCGUUUCGGUGCCUUUCGGUGGAAUAAAACAAAAGUGUGUUACGUCGUGUUAAAAGUGUGUGCACACACGUUUGUGCAAAAGAAAACAAACAAAAAAACCUUCAGCAAUAGAGCGAAAGUUAACAGUGUGUGUGUGCUGCACGGUGUGUCGGCACAUACAGGCAAACAAACACAGAAACAAAAACCUACCUCAUUUUGUGCGUGGCAGCCCCUUUUUUACGGCGCUGAGCGUCUUCUAAACAAAACAAGUGUGCAAACCCUUCGUAAAGUGAAAUCCUCUGCUCACGAAUUAAGAAUCAAAAUCAAAGCAAGCAGUGUGCGAGUGUGUGUGUGUGUGUCGGUGUAAAGUAACGCAAAGAGCCACAGCGCAAAUAAGAGUACAGUGCACAGGAAGCAGGAAAAAGAAAACAACAGGGCAGAGAAUACGCACGUCAUCGGAGGAGAGGAGGAGGUGCUACGUUCUAGAAAACCCAAACAAAACAAACCGCACUGCGACGACGCGCCUUUUUCCCUCCAGAAGAAGAAGAAGAAGAAAAAGAAGAAGGGUAAGAAGAGAAGGAGGAUAUCCGCGCGCCUCAUAGCGUGUGUGUGUGUGUGUGUGCGUGCGAAUUAGUGUGUGAGAACAGCGCCUCCUGUGUUUUUCCCCCACUCAUCGUCAUCCUUCCCUGCUGUGUGGGCUUUUAGGGCCUCACCAAUACACCGAACCAAGUAGAAAAGCAAGCGACGAUAUGGCGGGUGUGUUCGAUCUGGAGCUGCACGAGGAGGAGGAUCUGCGCGAUUCUGAUGACGACAUAAUCGAUAUUGAGGAUGUCGAUCUGGAACCCGAACUUCACAUCAACACAAAUCUAGAAACCGAAGGAUCUGAAACGAUACCACUGUCGGAAGAUAUUAUAAACCCCGGACGAAUCAAGCUAGGACCGCAGGAUUUUGAGCUAAAGAAAGUAUUAGGCAAAGGCGGAUACGGUAAAGUCUUCCAAGUCAGAAAAACCACUGGUGCUGAUGCAAACUCGUACUUCGCGAUGAAGGUGUUAAAGAAGGCGUCGAUAGUUAGAAAUCAAAAAGACACAGCCCACACACGCGCCGAGCGUAACAUAUUAGAGGCGGUUAGGCAUCCCUUUAUCGUAGAGCUAGUGUACGCCUUCCAGACCGGUGGCAAGUUGUAUUUAAUUCUAGAAUACUUGAGCGGCGGCGAGCUGUUCAUGCAUUUAGAGCGCGAGGGAAUAUUUUUGGAAGACACUGCAUGCUUCUACCUAUGUGAAAUCAUUCUCGCCCUGGAGCAUCUGCACAAUCUGGGCAUCAUCUAUCGGGAUCUGAAGCCGGAAAAUGUGCUGCUGGAUGCGAAGGGCCACGUGAAGCUGACCGACUUUGGCCUGUGCAAGGAACACAUCCAGGAGGGCAUUGUAACGCACACGUUCUGCGGUACGAUCGAGUACAUGGCACCGGAAAUUCUAACACGCAGCGGACACGGCAAAGCGGUCGAUUGGUGGUCGCUCGGUGCCCUCAUGUUCGACAUGCUGACGGGAAUGCCCCCGUUCUGUGCGGACAAUCGAAAGAAGACGGUCGACGCUAUACUGAAGGAUAAGCUGAACAUCCCGGGCUACCUGACGCCGGACUCGCGCGAUCUCAUCCGCCGGUUGAUGAAGCGGCAGGUGUCGCAGCGCCUCGGCAGCGGGCCGACCGAUGGGCAGGCGGUGCGGGCACAUCCCUUCUUCAAGAACGUCAACUGGGACGAUGUGGUCAAGAGAAGGCUAGAUCCACCGAUCAAACCAGUGCUUGCCAGUGAGGAUGAUGUGUCGCAGUUUGAUACCAAGUUCACGAAAGAGAUUCCGGUGGAUUCGCCCGAUGAAACGACGCUGAGUGAGAGUGUCAAUCUUAUCUUCCAGGGUUUCACGUACGUCGCCCCAUCCGUGCUGGAGGACAUGCAGUCGCGCAUCACGAUGCCCCGGUCGCCCCGUCGCAUGCACCGCCACAACCUGCACCAGCACCAUCAGCACAAUCACCAUCACGGUAGUGCGCACCACCACCACCACGGUGCCGGCAGCAGUCGAAUGAUGGGCGCGGCCGGAGCGACAGGAGCAACGCCGAUGGAGAAUGGCAGUGGGAGCAGUGGCGCCUGGAAGAUGGCCCCGCAUCAAAACAUGCACAACCAUCAUCCGCACGUGCAUCGGGGAGGAGGUCAAAUGGUGCCACCGAACCAGCAGCAGCAGCAGCAGCCGUCGUCCGCUCAGCAACCUCACAAUCAGACGCAACCGGCUGGUGGAGCGGCCGGUGUUAGCGGUGGUCCACCCGGUAGCCGCCCGUUCAAUGCGGCCUCCAUCUCGCGACGAACGCCGCCCCAUCUGCAACCGUUCGCGCCGCGGCCCUCGCCACAGGACGAAAUGAUGGAUGUGUAUCCGGAAAUGUCCAUCUCUUAGCCAACACUGGAGGAUUAUAGCAGUUAUAGGAAAUUCGUCACCUAAGAGAUGUGCUGCAGCAGGACGAGAGAGACACCAUUUAGAACGAUGAAGCAAAACGGGGCGUAAAGAAGGAAGCAGCAUCGAAGGGGAGAGUGCAUCUCCAAAACUAAUUAACCCGUAGUCUAGCGUAAACAUCAAGAAAAGGCAAUUUGUUCCGAACAAUGCGUGCGUGAGUGCAUAGAAAGAGAAAACAAAGGUGCGUGAGAUAGGUAGGGAAGAGUCUGUGUGUCUGUGUGUGUGUGUGUUACAACUACAUACAACAAAUCACCAAGGAAAAGAUUAGAAUAACGAAUUUCAACUAUAAGCCCUUUCUUCCGUUUUACUUUCCGUCUUUCUUCCAACGCUCCAACGAACAGAACCACUUCCGCCAGGGAUUACUUUACAUUUGUUUAUUUCCCUCAGUUUAUGGAGCUUUUCCUUUGCUGAUUGUUUUUAAACUGCUCGACUCAGGCGAUAAGCGCUAGUAGGAAAACAUCCUGUCCUUUCCUGUUCUUCUAAACUCUCAAUCUCCCAGAAUAGUGGAAACAUAAAGGCGCCGCGCAAACACAGGUCGUUAAGCCGUGUUUUAAAGCAAUUUUACGUUGUGCUCUGUAAGGUUAGGGGAAAGAAGGUGCGCUAUAGAAUUAUGAAUGAAAUUGUGUGAAAGCUAAAAGGAUGCAAAAGGGCGUUGAAUGGUGGUUCCCUUCCUCUGUCCAGCAAUCAGGUUAAUCUUCCGGGUUGGAGUUGGAGAAGCGACGAUGAAGCCUUUUUUAUAUUAUUAUAUAUUCUUUUGUUGUACUCUUACCCUUUUCUUCCUCCCUCGAACACGGUUCACAGCAGAUAUUUUACUAUCGAUAAAGAGUUACUAGAAAUUGCUAAUAGAAACUAAUAGCAGCUUUAGCGGAGAAAGGAUUCGAUUUCAUUACGCAAAAUAUUACGCAAAAGAAAACCAACCCGACCGUCAUCACACCCACACAUAUACACACUCCUAUCCACACGCUGGGUGCUGGUGAUGGUGGGGCCGGCGGUGUGUGGUAUAUUUUGAGAUUUUUUUUUGUAAGCACAAACUAACUAAAACCAUCGUUUAUAGAAAUUGUAUUAUAAAUUGUGUGCUCCCUUUCCCUCUGUUCCCACUUCAUCUCGCAAGCGACCACUUGUUGCUGUGUUGCAAAUGAAAUUACCUGGUGCAAGGAAAUGUUACACUCGCAAUUAAAUACUAGUACCGCGUAGACAUCCAGGCGAGCAAAGAGAUGAUUAUAGAGGGAGAGAGAGAGAGAGAAGAAGCGUUUGGGAGAAUAAGUUGCAUUUUGAAUAUGAAACAAACAAAACAGGUAGCAAUCCUAGUUACAAAAUAAUAAUGAAAUGGAAGGAGAUGUAAAACGAAACAAUUGUUAGGCGUGGUGUGGUGUACAGUUUGUCCCUCCAAAACUACAUACACCCAGCAUUGAAAGCACAUUUAAAAAUGGAAGACAAAAGCAAGCAACGAAGCAGAAAAGGAAGACAAAAUAUUGGUUAUUAUUCCUUUUAUCCCCUUUUUUUUACAAAAUCAUUUAAAUACUUGACCCUCAAAACAAAUCAAAUCAAUGGGGGCUAACCUGUUAUGCAUUCUAUCUUACUUCUUAAUCUUAAUCAAUGUAAUGGGAGAAAUGAAGCAGAAAACACACAAAAAACAAGAAGAAUUAACCUAUGUUCCUUCUAUUUCCAGUUUCACCUUGUGUUUCGAAGAAGCAAUGUAGUUGAAAAGAAUGAAACCCCUUUACACAAAUACAUAUACACACACUGCCGAAGUGAAAGAGGAAAAUGAAAUGAAAAUGGAAACAAAAAAAUCAAAACAAAAAAAGAGAUAAAGAAGUGAAAACAGGAAAAACAAAUCAACAAAACAUAAGAACAACCGAAACAACAGAAACCAAAAAAACCAAAACCGUAAACGAAAACUACCAUAUUGCAAUAGUCUGAAUUUAGCAAACGUGUGUUGCGGUAUAUAGUGUGAAUAAAGUCUAGUAAAAAAAAAACAAAUCAAUUGAAGCUAAUGCACACAAACACGAUGAAAAUGAUGAUGAUAAGGAUGAUGCAAAUAGAUAGUGAGAACAACAACAGAAACCGACUCUCGUGCACCACGUGCAACGAGCAGAGACAGCACACAGAGAGAAAGAGAGGGAUUGGAAUCUAAGAUCCAUAUUGUAAUUGAACUAUGUGCAUAAUAACUACAUUACAUUGAAAUAUGCAUCAGAACGGUAAUUAGCAAAUUAAUUAAGCCUCCCAAACAAACCCCCUCCUCUCCCCAUACCGAAAAGCGAAUUGUGUACAUGCGCAAGGCGGAGCGAAAGUGGAAGAAGCGUACGUUUAAGAGAAGAAAGUAAAAUAAUAAUAAUAAACAAACAAACAAACAAACAGAAGAAGGAAUAAAACAAAAAUAGUGUAAAGAGAGGCGAUGUGGAACCAAAAUGACUGAUUUUUAUCCCAAAAAGAAGUUGGGUUGGCGUUGAGAAGCAAACGCGCAUUGAAGAUGUUUCCAAACCGGGUAAAGAAAUCAGUUGUGAAAGAAGCAGAACAAAACAGUGAAGUGAAGUGAAGCGUAAGAAGAAAUGAAGGGAACGUUCAACUUGGUUCCUUUUUUUGUCCUACUAGUGAAACGUAUUUUCUACCUCCUUUCUUGGUAGUAUUACUGCUACUGCGCUGCUGCCCAUGUGUGGCACCCGUGGGAUGUGGAGGAGGUCGUCGUAACGCGAGGGAAAGCCACAUGGAAUUAGUUACGUACUGGUUUGCCUCCCCCAUUUCUUCUCCAGUAAAGUGUGCUGAAAGUGUUAGUUUUGCAUUCUUAUUAUACACGCAUGUUGCUGCCUACUACCUGCUGCUAAAGCUCUAACGCGAAUGAUGCUUAUAACAUGAAUCAGCUAUGAAAGCCUAUUUAAGCAUACUAAAGCAAACCUUUGAUAAUCCGUAACCCGUAUAAUCGAUAUAGUUUACUCCUUUUUGUAUGUAUACUACCGCAUAUACCGUAUAUACUAGCUCAAUUUACGCGCGCACGCGCGUGUGUGUGUAUUAGCCUUCCCCCUUUUUCGAUUCGGUUUAAGCUGUAGAAAUAUCAUUUAAGUAGCAAAGAUAGUAACAGGAGAGUUAUGGGGUUAGCGAAUAGUAGGAAGAGAGAGAAAGCGGUGAACCUGGAAAGCAAGAAUUAAUAGCAAAAUACCUGUAAACAACCAUCCUAAAUAGGCAUGUAAACAAACCCCUCCGGAUCUCCUGACCACAUUUCAGGACCAUUUUCCAGGAGUUCUCAUAGCUGGGGUACACUUUAUUGACUCUUUCAUACGUGAAAUGAACCUAAUGUAUAGGGAAUUCGACUCUAUAGCAAUCUUGUUAGACAAAUCCAAUAUGAAUUUCGAAGGAGCCUGUCCAACAAGCGUACCAGUAGAGUCCAAUAUCCAUAUGGACAUAUGAAGUUCACUUCCAAUAGGAAAGAGUCAAGGAAGUGUCCGACAACUAUGAGAACACCUGGAAAACCCUGUAACCACUCUGGUACGUAAAAAUCAAAGCAAUUAUAGUUCGCAAUUAAUUGUGACAUUUAACAGCAGCAGCUCACAUUUAUGAAGCAUAAAUUUUGCCUUACUUACAAAGUUCCGAUUCCGAAUGGGGGUUCACAAUAAAGAGGAAAUUGUGAAGCGGCGUUCGGUAGAAGAGAUGGUAGACGAAGCAAAGAAGCUAAAGCGUGUUGCUAUGGUGAAAAGCUUUCUUUUUUUUUUUUUAAAUUAAAAUUACAUACUUGCUGCUACUAAGACUAAGUUCAUUCCGUUUCCAUACACAGUGGGGUGUGGUUUUAGUUUGCUCAUGUUCAAACAAUCAAUAGUAAAAAACAAUUGUUUACAUCACUUCUCAGUGUUCACAAAUCAUGUAAAGGUAUAUAAAAGGGGAUGUGGAUAACAAACGAACGAAUAGAAACGUGAAACCUUAAUAUCUAGUAUUUUUACAUACAUUGCUUCUCUCAGGCAGAUGGAAAAGGUCGUGUAAAAGGAAACAAUCAUAACUUGUUUUUUUUUUUUUGGGAAUGUGCUUCAAUUUUUUGAGUGUUUUUUAUGUUUUAAAAUACAUUUUCUACAUUUUUUGUCUUCUUAAAAUAAAGAAUAACAAGGAACGGUUAGCAAAUGGUAACAGUAAAGAGCAUAGUAGGCGGCGAGAAGCAUUUAGAAAAGUAAUGUAAACUAAUGUCGAAGCUGUAGCUGUUUCUUUCAACUCUAGCAAAUGCAAAUGGGUAAGAAGACAAAAACACAAAAUCAACAAGAAAAAUCGUGUUUAAAGAGGAAAGGAUUGGAAAAGAUUUAGAUAAUGCAAAAAAAAAGAGAAGGAAAGGAAAACAGUAGAGCAAAACCUUGUGUCCAACGGAGAAAAAGGACCGUGUAGUAGAGACCGAUGGAGCAAAGCAAUGGACGGAUGAAACACAACAAGCCUCAAACGAUGGUAACGAUGUGUGUGGUAUUUGAUUUGGGAAAAUAUACGUUGAAAAACAAUGGCAUAGAACGAA